This is a messenger RNA of Manis javanica (Malayan pangolin), 4501 nucleotides long. The record is from RefSeq and is a predicted model, not a curated record. NCBI's taxonomy places the organism in Eukaryota, Metazoa, Chordata, Mammalia, Pholidota, Manidae.
UAUCUCCCAAAAACCAGUGCGGUAGGCGGGGCCAGGGAGAUUACUGACGCCGGAAGUCCUGUGGAGCACCUCCUCUUUAAGCCCCUCCCUCGGCAGUCGUCUAACUCAGCCUUGCAAGCUUCUCUGGCGGGCUCGGCUGAGAUCUGCUUUUUCGGCGCUCGACUCGCUCGUGCUGCAACCGCCCUCGAAGGAGGGGCAAAGCUCAAGAUGGCGGACAAAACGCCAGGCGGAUCUCAGAAGGCCAGUUCAAAGACCAGAUCAUCAGAUGUUCAUUCAUCUGGAUCGUCAGAUGCACAUAUGGAUGCAUCUGGACCCUCAGAUAGUGAUAUACCAAGUCGGACACGACCUAAGAGCCCAAGAAAACAUAAUUAUAGGAAUGAGAGUACCCGGGAAAGCCUUUGUGAUUCUCCUCAUCAGAAUCUCUCAAGACCUUUUCUAGAAAACAAACUUAAAGCAUUCAGUAUUGGAAAAAUGAGUACAGCUAAGCGAACUUUAAGUAAGAAAGAGCAAGAAGAAUUAAAGAAAAAGGAGGAUGAAAAGGCAGCUGCUGAGAUUUAUGAGGAAUUUCUUGCUGCUUUUGAAGGAAGUGAUGGUAAUAAAGUGAAAACAUUUGUGCGUGGAGGUGUUGUUAAUGCAGCUAAGGAAGAACACGAAACAGAUGAAAAAAGAGGUAAAAUCUAUAAGCCAUCUUCAAGAUUUGCGGAUCAAAAAAAUCCUCCAAAUCAGUCAUCCAAUGAAAGACCACCAUCUCUUCUUGUGAUAGAAACCAAAAAACCACCUCUUAAGAAAGGGGAGAAAGAAAAGAAAAAAAGCAAUUUGGAACUCUUCAAAGAAGAAUUGAAACAAAUUCAAGAAGAGCGUGAUGAGAGACAUAAAACAAAAGGCAGGUUAAGUCGAUUUGAGCCGCCUCAGUCAGAUUCUGAUGGUCAGCGUCGUUCUAUGGAUGCGCCUUCAAGAAGAAAUAGAUCAUCUGGUGUUCUUGAUGAUUAUGCACCUGGCUCACAUGAUGUUGGAGAUCCAAGUACUACUAAUUUAUACCUUGGAAACAUAAACCCACAGAUGAAUGAAGAAAUGCUGUGCCAAGAAUUUGGAAGAUUUGGACCAUUAGCCAGUGUGAAAAUUAUGUGGCCGAGAACUGAUGAAGAAAGAGCAAGAGAGAGAAAUUGUGGCUUUGUGGCCUUUAUGAAUAGAAGAGAUGCUGAAAGAGCUUUAAAAAACUUAAAUGGAAAGAUGAUUAUGUCUUUUGAAAUGAAGUUAGGUUGGGGUAAAGCUGUGCCUAUUCCUCCACAUCCAAUAUACAUUCCGCCUUCAAUGAUGGAACAUACACUUCCCCCACCUCCGUCGGGACUGCCUUUUAAUGCGCAGCCUAGAGAGCGGUUAAAAAACCCCAAUGCUCCCAUGUUACCGCCACCUAAAAACAAGGAGGAUUUUGAGAAGACUCUGUCGCAAGCCAUAGUCAAAGUGGUUAUCCCAACAGAAAGGAAUUUACUCGCCCUGAUACAUCGGAUGAUAGAGUUUGUUGUACGCGAAGGGCCAAUGUUUGAAGCUAUGAUUAUGAACAGAGAAAUCAAUAAUCCUAUGUUCAGAUUCUUAUUUGAAAACCAGACACCAGCCCAUGUUUACUAUAGGUGGAAGCUUUAUUCUAUUCUGCAGGGAGAUUCUCCAACUAAGUGGCGGACAGAAGAUUUUCGCAUGUUCAAAAAUGGAUCUUUUUGGAGGCCACCACCAUUAAAUCCAUACUUGCAUGGGAUGUCAGAAGAGCAAGAAACAGAAGCUUUUGUAGAGGAGCCUAGUAAAAAGGGAGCACUUAAGGAAGAACAGAGGGACAAAUUAGAAGAAAUCCUGCGGGGGUUGACUCCAAGGAAAAACGAUAUUGGGGAUGCAAUGGUUUUCUGUCUUAAUAAUGCUGAAGCUGCUGAAGAAAUAGUGGAUUGCAUUACUGAGUCAUUGUCCAUCUUAAAGACUCCCCUUCCCAAAAAGAUUGCCAGAUUGUAUUUGGUUUCUGAUGUUUUGUACAACUCUUCAGCCAAAGUUGCCAAUGCUUCAUAUUAUAGAAAAUUUUUUGAAACAAAGUUAUGUCAGAUAUUUUCAGACCUCAAUGCUACCUAUCGUACAAUUCAAGGCCAUUUACAGUCUGAAAACUUUAAGCAACGGGUAAUGACCUGCUUUAGAGCAUGGGAAGAUUGGGCAAUUUAUCCAGAACCAUUUUUGAUCAAAUUACAAAAUAUUUUCUUAGGCCUUGUAAAUAUUAUUGAAGAAAAGGAAACAGAGGAUGUACCAGAUGACCUUGAUGGUGCCCCCAUUGAGGAAGAGCUUGAUGGUGCACCUCUAGAAGAUGUGGAUGGAAUUCCUAUUGAUGCUACUCCUAUUGAUGAUCUUGAUGGAGUUCCUAUAAAGAGUCUUGAUGAUGAUCUUGAUGGAGUGCCUUUGGAUGCAAGUGAAGACUCAAAGAAGAAUGAGCCUAUAUUUAAAGUUGCCCCAUCAAAGUGGGAAGCUGUGGAUGAAUCUGAAUUGGAAGCACAGGCUGUAACAACUUCUAAAUGGGAGUUAUUUGAUCAGCAUGAAGAAUCAGAAGAAGAAGAAAAUCAAAAUCAAGAAGAAGAAAGUGAAGAUGAAGAAGAUACUCAGAGUUCCAAAUCUGAAGAACACCAUUUGUACUCUAAUCCAAUUAAAGAAGAAAUGACUGAGUCCAAGUUCUCGAAGUACUCUGAAAUGAGUGAGGAAAAACGAGCUAAACUUCGUGAAAUUGAGCUCAAAGUCAUGAAGUUUCAGGAUGAAUUGGAAUCUGGGAAAAGACCUAAAAAGCCAGGCCAGAGCUUUCAGGAGCAAAUAGAACACUACAGAGAUAAACUUCUUCAACGAGAGAAAGAGAAAGAAUUAGAAAGAGAAAGAGAAAGAGAUAAGAAAGAUAAAGAAAAAUUGGAAUCUCGAUCCAAAGACAAGAAGGAAAAAGAUGAAUGUACCCCGACAAGGAAAGAAAGGAAAAGGCGACACAGUACAUCCCCAAGCCCGUCUCGCAGUAGCAGUGGUAGACGCGUGAAAUCCCCAUCACCAGAAUCGGAGCAUUCAGAGCGUUCAGAAAGGUCUCAUAAAGAGAGCUCACGGUCCGGGUCAUCUCACAAAGAUUCUCCUAGAGAUGUUAGCAAAAAGGCCAAAAGAUCACCAUCUGGCUCAAGGACACCUAAAAGAUCUAGGCGAUCACGGUCUAGAUCCCCUAAAAAAUCAGGGAAGAAAUCCAGAUCCCAGUCCCGAUCUCCUCACAGGUCUCAUAAAAAGUCAAAGAAAAACACUGAUGUAAAUUUUUAAGAUGCUGUCACUUACUGGAAAUGCAAUUUUGUUUUGUGCCUGAAUGGUCUUUUAAAAAAAAAAAAAAAACGAAUGAAAGAGCAUUCCUGGGGUUUUUGUUUGUUUUUUGUGAAUGCAUGUGUAAACUCAUGAGUAACUGCAUCUGUAGACCUGUCAUUGUUUUAUAUUGUAAAAAUUACUUGCGUUGUGGCUGUUUCUCAAGAUGAAAUUUUUAUUGUGCUAAUGAAUUUUGUCAGAAAUGUGUAUAAUGGAUCUGCUGGCAGUAGUGGUAUUUUGUUUUAGGAUGUUGUGACUUAGCAAAAAUAAUACAGACGUCUUUCCCCUUUUUGUAGCUUUGACAGUUUGAAUUAGAUUUCAAAUAAAAUCUGAACAGAAAACUAUAAUGCUAUUUUUUUGCCCUAUUGGUGACAUCAAGUCCCUUAAAGUCCUACUGAGUUUAGCUUUUUGUGUUUCUUAGACCCAAUGCACUUUACAAGCUUUGUUGUUUGAAUAGCUAAAGUUUUAUAUUGACUAAGAUGGCUAUCAAAAUUAAGGGACCUGAGACUCCAAUUUGGUAGGUUUGCCAACCAAUUUCUUUGAUAAGGUUCUCUUGGAUAAUACUAGUAGUACCCAGAGAUCAAAAGACCAUGUAAACGUGGCAUGGUCUUUUGUUAAUGGGAUGCCUGGCUUAAGUAUUUUUUUCUGUUUUCAAAGAAGCAAUAUAAUUUCAAUACGCUCAGCCUAUGUCCUGAGCAACUACUUGUUUUUAGGGAGAAAUUGCGUCUCCAUCUUUUGAUUUCAUCUUCAAUCACAAAAGGUGUUUAUUUAUAAAAGAACUUUUCUAGCAAGAGUUGGCUAUAGAAUUUUUGUAUGACAUUUAUAGCCCUAUAGCCCUCUGUAGGCAAUUUUUCCUAAUACUGGUAUCAGUAUAUUUCUACAAGGUUCUGUAUAAAGUACCUUUGUGGGGGCUUUUUGGGUUUUUUUUAAACUUAGGUUUGGCUUUACAUAAAAUUUUAGUAGUUUUCAGGCAAUUUAACAUCCAAUAGUUUGUAAAUUCAAAGUGCAAAAAGUUGAUUUAAACAAUUUGCAGAGGUGGAAUUGUUAUAUAAUGGGACUAAUACUGCUACAGUAUGAGGAAGAAAUAAGCCUUGUGUAAUAUGGAUCAUAAUAGUGCUAUAAAUAUAAUGUAAUAAAGGGUUAUGUAGAUGUAAACUGA